Messenger RNA from Sporothrix schenckii 1099-18, 282 nucleotides. RefSeq names its product calcium-binding protein precursor. Lineage: Eukaryota; Fungi; Ascomycota; Sordariomycetes; Ophiostomatales; Ophiostomataceae. The record is from RefSeq and is a predicted model, not a curated record. Bases 1 to 282 code for a protein of 93 amino acids. The transcript is spliced from 3 exons.
AUGAAGUUUACCGUCGCCUUUGCGGCCCUCGUGGCCGUCGCCGCUGCCGCACCGGCCAACAACGUGCGUGCUGUUGACAAUGUCGACACCGUCGAGACCGUCGACACCGCGCAGCUGUGCAUCCACAUUCGGGCCUGCGUCGAAGCAUUGGCCCCCUCGAUCAAGGCGUGCGCGCUGGCCGCCGCCGACAAGGGCCGCGACCUGCACGAGGACGCCGACUGUCUCAGUGAGGCGGUGGGCGCGGUGUCGACGGUGCCCGACGCGUGCAAGAGUUGCAUGUAG